CCAUGUCGCGCGUAAGUGCCUUGUCGCGUUUCUCCGUGUCGUACGACAGUUUCUCUUUGUCGUACGUCAUUGUCUCCUUGUUGAUGUUCAGUGUGUUCUCCCCGUGUGUCUCUGACGAGAACCCUACGAUGAACCCUGAGGACACUCUUUACACCAGUGGAACACUCUCUGACCUUAGAGGGUACAAUCCAGCUGUGAAUGCUAUGGUGUCCAGUGACUACAAGUGUAUGGAGGACUGGGGUAUCACUUGUACGCUAGACUCUGAGUGCUGUUCAGGGGUCUGUGUGGGGCCAUUCUGUAAAAUCAUCGGCAUUGAAAAGGAAAAGAAAGGGAGGAAGAAGCAGAGGAAGCAUUGCAGAAACAAGGGUCCUACCCCGGGGAAGAAUUGAUACUCAUUAGUACAUUAAACACUGUAGCUUUUUUAAAUUUAUACAUUAAU
Molecule: messenger RNA, 439 nt
Organism: Macrosteles quadrilineatus (aster leafhopper)
Lineage: Eukaryota; Metazoa; Arthropoda; Insecta; Hemiptera; Cicadellidae
Exons: 2
Coding region: 3-389 (128 amino acids)
Source: RefSeq, a predicted model, not a curated record